ACCACUUGACUUCCCGACUCUGCAAGUUGAUCACGCAAAAUGAUUCCCGAGAUGCCGUUUCCAGUGAGCAUUGGUUCAGGCGGAGGUGUGGUUGGGUCAGUUACUUACGGCCACUUCCUUGAUAAUGCUACUAACCUACUGAUGCAAAGUGGGGCUGAACCACACGCCAUGGUGAAGCGAGACAGCCAUGGCGGUUCCAGCUGCCCUCCCUCCGUCGGCUUCUCCACCUUCGGCUUCCUCUCCUUCCUCCUCAUUUCAUUCAACACGAUUGUCAACGUCAUCAACAACAUCAACAACAAUAAUAACAACAACAACAAUAACAAUAAUAACAACAACAAUAACAAUAAUAACAACAAUAACAAUGACAACGGAAGGAGUCUCGACGGAAGGUUCUUGCCGGAAGAGAUCUGGGAUGAUUUCGAAAAAUAUAUUGAGGAGGACAUGUGGUUAAAGAAAGAAGAUGAGGAAGAUGAUUGUCACUGUGCUCUAGAAGAGGAAGAGGAAGAGGAGGAGGACGAGGAAGAGGGGAGAGAGGGAGAAGAGGAAAGGGAGGGAGAAGACGAAGAAGAGGAAAGGGAGGGAGAAGACGAAGAAGAAGAGGAAGAGUCGCUGCUGGAGGCCCUCGGAGCCAGCGGGCGCGGCAUGGGCGGAUGGGCGCGGGCGGUGGCGCAGAAGUACCCGGAGUGCGUGGUCCGACUGGCGUGCGAGGGCGUGGGCUUCCUUCCGCGGGCGAUGCAGCCGCUGGCUGUGCUCGCUCCGCUCCCUGUCCGUCAGACGAACUUGUUGCUGAGAUCAGCUGACCUCGGUGCCUGUGAUCGUCAGUAUCCCGGAUGCCCGUUGUUUUCAACCCUUUUGUAAAUAAAAAAUAUAAAUAUAUGUAGAUAGUAUUAGCUUUAAAGAGAGUGAAAUUACAUAUGUAUGCCUGUUUAUUUAUGUAUCCAGUUUAUGUACUCAUCUAUGUUUACAUGCGUGUGUCUGUAUGAGGACUGUAAAGAUAUAUUUUAUGAAGUUCAUCGAAGGGAACAAUAAUCUAAAAUGUGAAAAUCUGUUAUCGACAUUAUUUAUGAAUUUAAAAAGACAUCAUCGCAAUUUAAUCUAUAUCCUUGUUUUUAGUUCAGCACAACUUUCAAAGGUAUAAGAUGGGAUUUUUUAUUACACAGACUUUUUUUCAU
Messenger RNA from Penaeus chinensis, 1172 nucleotides. RefSeq names its product hybrid signal transduction protein dokA-like. The record is from RefSeq and is a predicted model, not a curated record. NCBI's taxonomy places the organism in Eukaryota, Metazoa, Arthropoda, Malacostraca, Decapoda, Penaeidae. The coding region runs from base 40 to 858 and encodes 272 amino acids. The transcript is spliced from 4 exons.